Messenger RNA from Caenorhabditis remanei, 2145 nucleotides. RefSeq lists its product as uncharacterized. The transcript is spliced from 7 exons. Gene Ontology annotation, biological process: peptidyl-serine phosphorylation; protein autophosphorylation; intracellular signal transduction. Gene Ontology annotation, cellular component: nucleus; cytoplasm. Lineage: Eukaryota; Metazoa; Nematoda; Chromadorea; Rhabditida; Rhabditidae. The record is from RefSeq and is a predicted model, not a curated record. Gene Ontology annotation, molecular function: calcium-dependent protein serine/threonine kinase activity; calcium/calmodulin-dependent protein kinase activity; calmodulin binding. The coding region runs from base 1 to 2145 and encodes 714 amino acids.
AUGACAAUACUUCAUGCCGGGUACCCACAGUCUCCUAUUGUCCAUUUUGGUCGCCAUCAUAACCUGAACAUUAGCCAUCUUGAUCUCAGUAAAUUGGAUCAAGCUGAUAAUGUAUUCAAACAAGUUAACAAUUCGGCCGUCGGCGGCAGCGGUGCUGCUUUCCACCAUCUGCACACUUCUGCUGCUCCGAGACACGUGGCCUCCUCUGAGUUCUACGACGACGAAGAGGCAACGUCGCCACGUGGUGGAAUCGAAAUUGGCUCUGGUAACGAUAAGAUGAUGGCCAAUUUGCGUCGACAUCGUCAACGUGAGCGUCAGGCGUACGAAGACGAGGAGUGGUCAUCGUCGGAUGAAUCCGGACGUCCGAUUCCGCGUUACGCCGGUCGUGACACGGACCACGUUUUCGGAGAAUUCGAGAUGGACGAUGACGACGUGGAGAUGAGAAGUGGAAGUGGUAGACGACAGGAGGAAAAGCAUUACUAUGGAGAGGAGACCGACGAAGAUGAGAUGGAAGAGGAAGAGGAAUCAGUUUCGGAGCUGUUGCCGCUCGGGGGAGGAACUCGUCGGGUGCCGCGAACCCCGAGAAGGAAGAACUCGUCCAAGUGCGGAUUCUUUGACUACUACAAGUUAACGGAUGAGCAUUUGGGCUCCGGCGCCUACGGGUCUGUAACCACCUGCAAAUCGAUCAAGUCUGGCCAGGAGUUUGCUGUGAAGAUUGUCGACAAGCAAGGCGAGACUCACUCCCGGAAACGCAUUCUCCGUGAAGUCAACAUCUUCAAGACCUGUAAAGGACAUCCGAACAUUGUCCAACUCCUCGACUGGUUUGAAGAUGACAACAAAUUCUACCUAGUCAUGGAAAAGAUGCGUGGCGGACCGUUGCUCCAGCACAUUCUUGAGCGUGGCUAUUUCACCGAGGAGGAGGCUCGUCGUGUCACCAAGGAUAUUGCGUCGGCUCUCAAGUUCAUGCAUGAUCGUGGGAUAGCUCAUCGUGAUGUUAAGCCGGAGAACGUGCUUUGCACUGAUCCGAAUCAUGUUUCGCCCGUCAAACUUUGUGAUCUGGAUUUGGCGAGUCAACGACAGCCGCAACAUGAACGUCAUCCAUUAAGUCAAGUUGCUUCCGAGCCCGAUCUUGCUUCACCAGUCGGAUCAGCCGAGUUCAUGGCUCCAGAAGUUGUGGAUGCGUACGUUGGAGAUGCGCUCAAGUACGACAAGAAAUGCGACACGUGGAGUUUAGGAGUAAUUCUUUACAUCAUGCUAGCUGGAUAUGCUCCUUUCCAAGGAGUGUGUGACGAUCAAGAUUGCGGUUGGUCUGAAGGAAAGCCGUGUGAAGACUGCCAACAGGAUCUAUUCCAUCGUAUCCAAGACGGCUACUACGAGUUUCCUGAAGAAGAGUGGGGAAUGAUCUCUGAAGAGGCCAAAGAUCUGGUCUCGAAUCUGCUGAAACGCGACCCAGUUGACAGAUUCAACGCUGAUCAGAUUCUAUCUCAUCGCUGGCUCCAACAAUCUGCCGCCUCCACUAUUCUUCAAACACCAUCCAAUCUCAUCUAUCGUAAAGAUUCAGCACGUGAUGUCCAGCAAAUGUCUGAGCACUUUAAUCUAAUGAACAGACACACGGAUACUCCUCUCUCUGCAAGAUUCGACAACAAGAUGACGAUGAGCGAAUGUGCGAGCGAUUUGGGGACUGCUACCUAUCAUGGCGAUGGCUCAUUCCUUUCAAUGGGCGGUGAACCGUUUGGUACUUUCCCACGGAAAAAAUCAGUUGGAAUCGCAAUUGAAAAAUCAAGAAGCGGAGAAUUCACCCCACCAAUCAGUCGUGCUUCUCCAACAACUCCACCACCAUCGAUGCUCGACUUGAGUCAAGAUUUGACUGAUUCUCCGGUCAAAAGAAGAUCAGCCGAUGAUUCAGGAACAUAUUCACUCUUCUCACCAGCGUCCUCCAAUGGAGAAGAUAAUAUUCGCUCACCACCAAUACUCUUCCUCGAAAUGCCAUCAAUUCAACUGUUUGAUACUGAUGCGACUAUGUUGAAUUCAGUACAAAUGACUCCUCGACAUACUACCGAAGACGAGGCGUCAUUGAAUUCAUUUGAGGACGAACAUGAGGCUCCAAACCCAAUCCAUCGUGUCGAGACUCAGGUCAACGUCUAG